CUCCUCUCUCCCAUAUCACUUUUCCAAAUUUUCUAAUCAUCCAAACACCAAAAAGAAAAUGUUCCGUUUAAGCAAUAACCUAGUCGGCAUCCUAAACUUCGUCACCUUCCUCCUCUCAAUCCCAAUCCUCGGCGGCGGAAUCUGGUUACGCAACCACGGAACUUCCGAAUGCGAGAAGUUUCUCGACACGCCGAUCAUCGUACUGGGCGUGUUCUUGAUGCUGGUUUCGCUAGCCGGGUUGAUAGGCGCGUGUUGUCGGGUUUCGUGGCUGCUAUGGUUUUACUUACUGGUUAUGUUUCUGUUGAUUGUGUUGCUGUUUUGCUUCACGAUCUUUGCCUUUGUUGUGACGAAUAAAGGGGCGGGUAAGGUUCUGUCGGACCGGGGGUAUAAGGAGUAUAGAUUGGGGGAUUAUUCGAACUGGUUGCAGAAGAGAGUUGGGGAUGGUAAGAAUUGGAAUAAGAUUAGGAGUUGUUUGGCUGAUGGGAAAAUUUGUUCGGAUUUUAAUCAGAAGUAUUUGAAUGAUACUGUUAAUGUGUUUUAUGGGAGGCACUUGUCUGCUAUUCAGUCUGGUUGCUGUAAGCCAGCAGAUGAGUGUGGAUAUGAUUAUGUAAGUCCAUCAAACUGGACACCAAAAACUACAAAUUCAACAAAUCCGGACUGUGCUCUAUGGAACAAUGAACCGAAAACUCUUUGCUUUAACUGCGAUUCAUGCAAGGCCGGACUUCUCGACAACCUCAAGAGAGACUGGAAGAAAGUUGCUGUUGUCAACAUUAUCUUCUUAAUCUUCCUCAUCGUCGUCUACUCCAUUGGAUGCUGCGCGUUUAGGAAUAACCGAAGGGACAACAGUUACUCUUCCGGAUGGAAGAAUCACCCUUGAGAGGCGGAUCGAGUCAGAGAUAUUGUUAUAUUAGUUCAGUAGCUAUAGCAUGAAUUGGUAUUAUGUUCAUGUACUAUUAUUAUGUAGUAGGAUUUAAGUAGUUAGGCAGCUUCUGUUUAUUUGCUGCACAUUCUGCUUUUAUGUUCUGUUUUUUUUUAUUCUCUUGUAUAGCAUUCUAUAUGUGGUUUAUUUUUUUUAACUUCUUAUUAGAAGUUAGAACACCCUGGAUUUAUUAUUUAUCUCCUGUGUGCCUGAUUUCUUAAUUAUGGCUUGGUCAGGGGUUUCAGCUUUAAA
This is a messenger RNA of Mercurialis annua (annual mercury), 1171 nucleotides long. RefSeq names its product tetraspanin-8-like. NCBI's taxonomy places the organism in Eukaryota, Viridiplantae, Streptophyta, Magnoliopsida, Malpighiales, Euphorbiaceae. Gene Ontology annotation, cellular component: plasmodesma; plasma membrane. The record is from RefSeq and is a predicted model, not a curated record. Gene Ontology annotation, biological process: auxin-activated signaling pathway. Bases 59 to 877 code for a protein of 272 amino acids. The transcript has 2 exons.